CAACCUCGCUCCCCAUUUGCGGUUCUUGCUUCUUUGCAGCAGUAGCGAGGGCUAGCAAUGCUAAUAUUAGCGAGCUAGCUAGUUAGUCACAACCAGUAGGGUUGUUUUAUCGACGAAUUGGUCUGUUAGCUUACGACAGAAUACAGUUAGUGCAAAGGGGUUCAACCCGACGGGUGUGUAUCAGGUAGUUUGCACACUUGGGAAUGCAGGUAAAGGGGAUCCUCACCCAAUUCCCUUAUGGAUAUACCCAAUUUAGUUUUUUGUGAGUUUAGUUUACCUUCGCUAAAGCUAAGGGAUGCUACUAUCCCACGUUAGCAAAUAUUGGCUAGUGGGCAUAGCUUGGAGAGCUGGCAGUGUCUCAUUAGCUAACUUGUAAGAAAGUGGUGUCCACAUUCUGCAGCUGAGCAGCGACCCCCAGGAUGAGGAGAGGCCAGUAAGUUGCCCUGCAUAGCAUGGCCGCGUCCCGCUCCUCGCGCGUCACCAGGUCAUCGGUAGGAAUCAAUGGACUGGAUGAGAACUUCUGUGGGCGCACGCUCAGGAACCGCAGCAUCGCUGGCUCCACGAAGAAGCGCCAGGACGGGGACAAGCCCCCGAGCGGCCAUGGAGAGGCCUGGGGGGGCGGCGGCGGUGGCGGCAGUGGCGGCAGUGGAAGCGUCAGUGCUGGCCCAGGCUCAGGACGGAAACGGGGCAUCUCGUGCUCGGAGAAGGAGGAGUCAGAGCGGCCGGAGAACUGCGAACGGUUGCGGCCAGCCGUGGCGGACGGAGUGGACGUGAAGAAGCCCAAACGCUGCACGCGCUCGGGAGAGUCGGGAGCAGGGGGCGAAGAGGAGCCCCCCACUCCCACCUCCCCGACCGCGGACGUGCCCUCGCCCAAAAGCCCUCGGCCGAGCUCCCCUCAAAUGGACAAAGACAAAGACGAGUCUCGCACAGAGGAUGCGCCCGUCACACCCCCGCCCCCCUCAAGCUUCUGCACAGAGGAGAGUGAGAAGGAGCCAGUGGAGGAGAUGGCCGCAGCGAAAAUGACUGACGCUGUGUUGGUGACACUGGUGGAGGAGGUCAGGGCUCCCUCCUUGACCACGCCACCGUCCUCCCCCCAGCCCAAGGAGGCGCAAAAGGCCACCAACGGGCUGGGAGAGAUCCACAGGCAGGAGACAACCACACUGGACAGUCUCCCUGGCCAAGCACUCACCCUGCCAUCCUCCUCCUCCUCCUCCUCCUCCUCCUCCUCCUCCUCUUCCUUGACCACGUUCCCUACGCCAGCCGCCAGCACGCCGGCGCUGCUCAACGGCAGCCAGGCACUGGGCCCCACCUCCUCCUCCUCCUCCUUAAACUCCCUAGUGCCUUGCAGAAGCCUCACACCCGAGCAGACUGAGCACGCCAGCUCGUCCUCCUCCACCAACGCUGCCACCACCUGCAUCUCCACCACCACCACCAUCUCUUCCUCACCACCCUCGCCCUCACCCUCACCCGUCUCCAUCCCCCAAUUGCCUGUUGUCCUGGAGAGCAAUGGCUCAGGCAAAGCCCCCUGCAGCCAGCCCCCAAUCCACAGGGAGCCAGAGCUGGAGGUAGUGGAGGUGGACGUGGUGGGCGAGGAGGGGGGUGCUGAGGUGGUGUCCUGCCCCGCUCCGGAGGAGCACACCUUCCCGUUCCCUGGGCAGGAGGAGCUGGAGCCCGGGGAGGUGGUGGUGAUCGACGGGCAGGUGAGCGGCACCAACGGCAGCCUGUUGUCGUCCACCAGCGAACUGCCCGAGGCCUCCGACGAGGACGAUCACGGAUUUAGCGACCCCUGCGAAGGCACCAGCAACAGCAGCGACGGGGCCUUGCAUUUCUCAGGAGAUAUGACUGCAGCAACGAUGUCCAGCACGGCGGCGGGCCUCUGUCCCGCGUUCCCCACCUCCGAGCCCCCGUCCUUCACAGAGCCACACGAACACAGAUAUGCCCUGAGGACUUCUCCUCGCCGUGCCCCGUGCCGGCCCGGCUCCCCUCACAGAGACGAUACCCUCGCCCCCCCGUCCCCUGUCCCGAGCCCUACUGUAACCCCCACCACCACCCCUGCGCCUACGCCCAUGCUCCGUCUGGAGUCCCCAUCCCCCUCCAGCUGCCUCAGACCAGAGGCGGUGGUGGGCCCUGGUGCUCCAGAGGCGUCCCCCUGCAGGCCGUCCGGGAAACCCCCGGCGCUCGCAGGGGGGGCCAAGCCGUGCCCAGAGACUGUGGCUGCGGCUGCGUCUGUGUCUGUGUCGGACGGCAGAGCGUCGUCGCGCUCCACCAAAGACGCAGCCAUCGAGGAGGACGAGGACACGGAGGAGCCGGAUGUCUACUACUUUGAGUCUGACCACCUGGCUCUGAAACACAACAAAGAUUACCAGAGGCUGCUGCAGACCAUCUGUGUGCUGGAAGCCCAGAGGACCCAAGCCAUCCUGGACCUGGAGGCUCUGGCUCGCCACCAGAAGGAGGCGCUGGUGGACCCCAUCAGCUUUGUGGAGCGGCUGCAGCAGCAGGUGUCAUUGGGGUUGCCCUGUCCCCAGAGAGUGGUCCAGCUCCCAGAAAUUGCAUGGGACCAAUACACCUCAGGCGUCGGGGAUUUCGAAAAGGAGUUUUGUGAUAAGAAGCGCAAGACCCGGCAGUUAAAGCUCAUGUACGAAAAAGUGGGCUUACCCAGUCGACCAAAAAGUCCUUUGGAUUCCAAGAAGGAGAGCGACUCGUCUGGCCUCUACUCAUCUCUGCCCUCCAGCGACGGUCCGGAGCAAAGCCUUUCCAGCAGCAGGGCGCAGGUGAUCAGAGGGAGGGUGUGUAGUCAGAAUAAGCCUGACACUUUCAACCAGCUGUGGACUAUAGAAGAACAGAAGAAGCUGGAGCAGCUCCUGUUGAAGUUUCCCCCUGAGGAGGUGGAGGCUAAGCGUUGGCAGAAGAUCGCAGACGAACUGGGCAAUCGCACAGCCAAACAGGUCGCCAGCAGAGUUCAGAAGUAUUUCAUCAAACUGACAAAGGCCGGCAUCCCUGUACCUGGGAGGACACCCAACCUAUGCAUGUACAGUAAGAAGGCCUCCAGCAAGAGACACCACCACCUGAACAAGCACCUGUACCGGCGCUCCACCUUCAUGGCCUCCUACGAGCCGCCUGUCUACAUGGAUGACGAGGACGAGCGUUCCAGCUUCAACAGCCUGCAGGACCCGACGGCCGAUGACUCAGAUGAGGACAGCAUGCCGCUGGAGUGCCGGCACCUGCCCGAGUAUAAAGAGCUGCUGGAGUUGAAGUGUCUAAAGAAGCAGAAGCUGCAGGAGAUCCAGAUGGAGACUUCCACCAUGCAGCACGCUGGCUACAAGUGUGAUGUGUGUGGCAUGGACCCCAUCCAGGGCGUGCGGUGGCACUGCCAGGAUUGCCCACCAAACUCUGCCGUGGACUUCUGUGGCAACUGUUUCGACUGCGUGUUCAAAACGGAGACCCACAAGCCGGACCACCGUUUGGAGCCGGUCUACCAGGCCGAGACCUUCCUGGACAGAGACUACUGCCUGCCGCACAACACCGGGUACAGCUACUUGGACCCCAACUACUUCCCCGCCAACAGAUGACAGCAGCCGGGCCAAAGCAGCAGUGCAUCCAGGGCUUGGCAGCAGCGGUGGCCCUCGUCAGGGCUUUCUGUGCAUGGCUCCAUCCUCCUCCAACUCCAACGCUUAGUCUGAUGGGGCAGGUGGGGCAGCAGUCACAGCAGGGUGGGGGAGGAGGAGCGCAGACGGGUGACAACAGCCCUCCUCCACCACACCCACCCCCAUCCCCCUCAGCCUCCCAAAAUACAACCCGACUCCUCCCCCCCCUCUCCUACUUUGACAUAAGGGUUAAUGUGCUGCCCGACAGCCAGGGGUGGUGGGGUGGGGUUUCGCGCACCUUGGCACAGCCGUUGUCAUGAGUUACCAGGUCACUUACACCUACACACUAUUUAAGAAAUGAAAAGAAAAGGAAAAUAGGACGAUUUUAGAGACGAGAAGAAGAGAGAGGCACAGCCACAUUCCCCUGCGAAUCGCCUGAGAUAUUAGUUGGUACCCUCUAUCUUCCCACUUCCCCAUCCCUACCCCAGUCCCACUUGUGCUUGUUUUUCAGCUGGUGAAGUGCUGGUGAAGCUCCAUUCGGUUAAGUCUGUUUUGGGCCCAGUAGGCCACCGUACUGUACCUGUACCUAUGCCUAUGCCUCAGUGUGGAAGGCGGUUCAGGGGGAGGGUCCUGGGCUCCCUAACCAGAGUGCAAAUGGUGUAGCUAGAUGUCUGUAGUUGAAUAUUUAUAACUGACGCUUUCUCUGUGUGAGCUCUAUCUCUCUCGUUAUGAGUUAGAAAAAAAAUGAAAACUCAUGAAGAAGAAAAAAAAAAACAAUGGCCAGAAACUUGGUGCUGAGACUGUUGUCUUUGAUUCAUACCAGGUCUUUUACCUAAUCACUUGGGGGGGGUCUACUAACAUUAUGGAAUCGUUCCUCAGAUGAAAUGCCCAUCCUUUGGGCCUCGGGACUGUCUGGCACCCUCACCAGUGGCUGCUAGAGUCACUAAAAAGCUGCUCUUCUUUUUUUUUCGUUUCUUUUUAAAAAAAAUGUUUUUCCCACCUGGGGUCCUCUUUUAUAACACGCAUGUGUUCUUAAAUAAUUUACUUUUUAAUCCAAUCAGUCCCUUCUCUGAAAUGUUUUUAGUUCCCACUACAGCACUACAGCAUGGAGGCAUAAGCUUGCAGGAGAAAGCUCGUGAGUACAGUAUAUUUGAGUUUCUAUUGAUGAAUCUGAUAAAAAGAUUUUUUUUUUUGACUAUUAUUCUAUUUUUUUUUCUCAGUGUGUACUGUUAUCGACCAUGUGGAGUAUAAUAAAUAUAUGGUGAAAAUAGCCAUCGAUCGUCGCUGUGUGCCAUGAUUUUUUUUUUUUUUUCGUUUUUAAUUUCGUCGGAAGAGUACACCUCUAAAUGUGGACACUGGUGGUCAGGACAACACAGUCAGUAGCGACCACUUCCAUACAGACCAGCCCUCUAACCCCCACCCCACCCCACCCCCAAUCACGAUUCUAGAUCAUUUUCAGUUCGCAGCAAUUCUCCUCACGCUCCAUUGAGAAGAUUGUAUUUUUUUUAACCUAUUCAAAAAAAUGAAAAUAAAAAAAUGAAUUUAAACUGAAGGUGGAGGUAGUUGCCACCAACAGUGGUACACCCACAUUAUUUUGUACACAUAGAUUUUGUUGUGCUCCAAGUAGGCCAUUUUGUAUGGAAUUUUAUUUUUGUCCCCUUUCCUUGUACCUUCACCACCCUGCUUCAGUAUCUGUGUAUAACAGUCUGUUAUUAAAUGAUGUAAAUCUGUUAGGAGAACUGUGGAAAUAAAGGUAUGUGAAAAGUCUUUCUGUA
This is a messenger RNA of Engraulis encrasicolus (European anchovy), 5359 nucleotides long. RefSeq names its product zinc finger, ZZ-type containing 3 (gene zzz3). The transcript is spliced from 12 exons. The record is from RefSeq and is a predicted model, not a curated record. The coding region runs from base 453 to 3569 and encodes 1038 amino acids. Gene Ontology annotation, molecular function: zinc ion binding. NCBI's taxonomy places the organism in Eukaryota, Metazoa, Chordata, Actinopteri, Clupeiformes, Engraulidae.